This is a messenger RNA of Fundulus heteroclitus (mummichog), 2985 nucleotides long. Its product is annotated as BEN domain-containing protein 4. The record is from RefSeq and is a predicted model, not a curated record. NCBI's taxonomy places the organism in Eukaryota, Metazoa, Chordata, Actinopteri, Cyprinodontiformes, Fundulidae. Gene Ontology annotation, molecular function: DNA binding. The transcript has 5 exons. Bases 115 to 1872 code for a protein of 585 amino acids.
UGCGCGCGCGUGUGUGAAGGGAAACCGAGCCAGACAGUGACGGUCGGAUCGCUCACUCAUCAGCUGUCUGUCAGCCCCAGCGCGCCACAAAGAGCAGCGUGACUCCCGGCCGGUAUGGAGGGACAGAUGCAACCCGCGGACGAGGGGCCCUGCGUCCCGAAGAUGUGCCGACAGCAGCGGGGUCCGUACAGCACCCUGAAGCCCUUCCAGAGCAAGCGCUCCGCGGGGAAGUCGCGCUUUGACCGGUCCGCCGUGGUGGAGCUGCCUCUGUUUGGCGACGGGCAUCCCUUCACUUUCCCUGCCGAGGAGCCUCAUCCCUUCCAGCCGCUCCAGCAGCAGCAGCAGCAGCAGCAGCAGCGGCCGCAGCUCCUCCACCAGAGCAGCGUCGCUAUCAGCACCAGCCAGCAGCAUCACCCGCCGCCUCAGCAGCAGCAGCAGCAGCAACAGCAGCGUCUCCCAUGUGACGCCAGGCCCAGCAGCAGGGUCCCGACAUCCACCUCUACGGCAUCCCUCGGUUCCCAGCGGCGCUCCUGCAGCGGUUCGGAGCCCAGGUUCUCUCCGGACUGCACCUACGGUAUCAGCACAGAAAACCGGCUCAUCCUAGAUGCCUUUGCCCAGCAGUGCAGCCGAGUCCUCAACCUUCUCAACAAUGGCCGUCUCCUGGAGCCUUCCUCCUCCUCCCUAGGCUCCAACGUCAAGCUGGAAGACGGGCGAGGAGACGCUCAGGGGCUCCACUGCUCCUCACAGGCUAAGCUGAAGCCCCAGGAGAGCUCCUCCUCCACAGAUCCAGAGGAUGAGGCCCAACAAAGCCAUUCAAACCAGCAACAGACCUCCGCGGUCCUCCGCAUCUUCACGGACUCCCUACAGAACUACCUGUUCUCCGGGCCUCAGCAACAUCGGGCCGCGAGUCUCGAAGGGGACCAGUGUGGUCCUGCGGAGCCCGGGUCGGAGGUGUCUCCGUCGAGGCACAACCUGGGAGGCUGGAGGUCCCCGGCUCCCUCGGAGUCCUACGGCCACCCGUCGUCGACGCUGCCGGAGGAGGAGGAGGAGGAGGAGAGCUGCUGCCCGCGCUGUCUGGAGCUGGAGCAGGAGGUGCUAUGUCUGCAGCAGGAGAACGAGGAGCUGCGGAACAAACUGGAGAACGUUCCAGUCCCCUGUCAAAAUGCCCUGGACUACUUGAAGGCGGUUCUCGAGUUCCACAACCAGCUGGCCCAGCCAAUCCCAGAGGAACAGCUCACAGAGCAGUGUGACAAUAUGGAAUUAAAAGAUAUAUCUCUGCAGGAGGAAGAGCAGCAAACAGUCUUUGAGGUUUGUCGUUUAGCCUGUACGGAUCAUACGUCUGGUUUGUUUCCUGGCCCGCCCCAACUCAACUCUGAGUUUGACUCCUCUUCCCUCCAGGGGAGCAAACAGCUCCUGGAGAACUACCCGCUCUUCAUCACCAACAAGCAGUGGGACGAAGCCGUCAACUCCUCAAAGAAAGACGGCCGGCGGCUCCUGCGCUACCUGAUCCGCUACAUCUUCACCACGGACGAGCUGAAGUUCUCCUGCGGCCUGGGCAAAAGGAAGCGCUCGGUGCACUCAGGGGAGCCGGGCCUGGAGAGACGGCCGCUCAACCCCGUCAAAGUCAGCUGCCUCAGAGAGUUUAUCCGGAUGCACUGUGCCUCAAACCCAGACUGGUGGAUGCCCUCGGAGGAGCAGAUCAACAAAGUGUUCAGCGAUGCGGUGGGCCACGCCCGCCAGGGCCGGGCGGUGGGGACGUUCCUGGGCAGCAGCGGCAGCAGCACCAGCAGCCUCUACAUGGACGCCUUCGACGGACACCUGUCGCAGGAUGAGCUGUAUCUGAAAGGCUGCCAGAACGGCCAGUUGGACUGAAGUUAGACACGACAACGUUAAAGCUUAAUAUGUAGCCGUACAACAACAUAUCCAGAAAUACCAACCUUUACCUAACCUAACAACAUUCCAGAGAACGUGUAUUAUACAGAAUAUGACUCCAGCCUUUGCUUUGCAUAAUUUUAUAACCAUUUUUGGUUGUUUUAUACUUGCAUUCUUUUUUUUUUUGGGUCAAACUUUGAGUCUUGGCAGUUUCAAAUUAAAAACUAUUUGAGUCUUCCUUUUUGCUACUUUAAAUACUUCACUGUCAGUGGGUUACACGUCUGUUUAGUUUGUUUUUUUUAGGGUUAAGUUAGUUUCAGAGCGUAUUCUGUGUUGAGUUUAAAGCAUAACUAGGUUAGACUGGCUGCAUAUCUACACAUAAAGCUGCACCUUCAUUGCUGAAAGUAGCGUUUAUCCUGUUUUACAUCUGUAUGUGGUGAAAGCACCUUUACCCAUAAUGUUUAACAGCAGUGCCUCUGAAAACAUCACGUUCGCUUAUCCACUCUGCUGCACUUUGACUUUUAUCUCUUCUUUAUUUAAGUCAAAGGAGAACAUGUUGGUCAACACCGGACUCUUGAUCCAACGUACAACCAAACUCAAAAGCCUUCUUAUUAUUUUAGUAGCUGAAACCAGAUGCUUACAUACGUUGUAAAAAAAAAUGUCCAACAUUUUUUCUCACUAUCCGACACUAAACCAGACUAAACUUUUCCGAUUUUCAGUCCAUUAGGAUUACCAAAAUGAUUUAAAUGGAAAAUUCUAGGCUAAUGAUACAAAUACUUUUUUUUUAAUACUUUCAAAGUAAAAGAAAGUCUGAAGUGUCCAUACAUUCCCUCAGAUUUAGGUAGAAUUUUCUUUAAAACUGUAUGAGUUGGGUCAAAGCAUCCCUCCACAAGCUUCUCAGCAUAGUUUGCUUAUAUGUUUGGCCUAUUCUGAUGUAACUGAGUCAGGUUUGCUGGUCGUCUUGCUCACAAACCCUUUUCAGCCCUCAUGACAGAUCUUCUUUGGGACUGAGAUCAGGGUUUUGCACUUGUCACUUCAAAAACAUUGACUUUGUCACCGUUGAAGGAACAAUAAGUAAGUCAUUUACUGUAAAAUCAACUUAAAUCAAUCAUU